GAUCACUGAGCUCAUCGCUGCGUCCAGUGAAGUUAAACCCUGUGAUCUGAUCAAUACUAUCAGAUAUUCCUGAUCACUGAGCUCAUCGCUGCGCUGCGUCCAGUGAAGUUAAACCCUGUGAUCUGAUCAAUACUAUCAGAUAUUCCUGAUCACUGAGCUCAUCGCUGCGUCCAGUGAAGUUAAACCCUGUGAGCUGAUCAAUACUAUCAGAUAUUCCUGAUCACUGAGCUCAUCGCUGCGUCCAGUGAAGUUAAACCCUGUGAUCUGAUCAAUACUAUCAGAUAUUCCUGAUCACUGAGCUCAUCGCUGCGCUGCGUCCAGUGAAGUUAAACCCUGUGAUCUGAUCAAUACUAUCAGAUAUUCCUGAUCACUGAGCUCAUCGCUGCGUUCAGUGAAGUUAAACCCUGUGAUCUGAUCAAUACUAUCAGAUAUUCCUGAUCACUGAGCUCAUCGCUGCGCUGCGUCCAGUGAAGUUAAACCCUGUGAUCUGAUCAAUACUAUCAGAUAUUCCUGAUCACUGAGCUCAUCGCUGCGCUGCGUCCAGUGAAGUUAAACCCUGUGAUCUGAUCAAUACUAUCAGAUAUUCCUGAUCACUGAGCUCAUCGCUGCGCUGCGUCCAGUGAAGUUAAACCCUGUGAUCUGAUCAAUACUAUCAGAUAUUCCUGAUCACUGAGCUCAUCGCUGCGCUGCGUCCAGUGAAGUUAAACCCUGUGAUCUGAUCAAUACUAUCAGAUAUUCCUGAUCACUGAGCUCAUCGCUGCGCUGCGUCGUAUUUAACGCUCAGUGUCCUCAUCAGGUUCCUGAAUAAACUCUGAGUGGAGAACAGCGUUUCAGCAGCAGCUGAUCUCACUGCAUAUUUCACACUCCACUGACUCUCUGACUCGCCCUUGGUCUCUGACUCACAGUCCAGCAGAGGAGUUGGAGAUGUUCAGAGCAUUUUUCCAACCCAAAGUGAAUUACUCAGACAUUGUGGUGGGAAAUGCACUGAAGUCUGAUCAGGACUUCGUAAGUCGUCUGCGUGAGACGUCCCCCGGUCUGGUGAGGACGUCAGUGGAGGACAGUGACGUUAUUCUGGUUUUCUGUCUGAUUGUUUCUCGAGCUGGAACUGAUAUUGAAGCAGCGCUGCUGAGACUUGAAGCUGCAUCAGGCUCCAAGCCUGUGGUUCUAGUGGUUCUCCAUCACACAUAUGACCCAGACUACACUGUUCCAGACAGCAGCAGAGCAGUACCCAGACAGAGAACUCUGACUGUGGACUGUCUGCUCCACGUGGACAGAGGACUCCUGAGAAGCUGGAGGAACCAGGCAGCUCUGGAUAAAGUCACAGACUGGAUAAACCAGAUAAAAGACCUAAAGCCCAAAGCCUCACAGCAAUCUACCAAAGACCGGCAGAUCCAGGAACUGACAGAACAGGUGAAGAGGCUGAAGCGAGAUCUGAAAAAACAACAAGACGCCUACAGACGGCAGGAAGAGGAGGAGAAUAAAGUGCUAGAAGGGAUGAGAGAAGCUCUGAAGAAAGAAGCUCUAAAGAACAAAGCUCUGAAGAACAAAGCUCUGAUGAAUGAAGCUCUGAUGAAUGAAGCUCUGGAGAACAAAGCUCUGAAGAAUGAAGGUCUCUGUGUUGUCUCAAGUCUAAGGAUGCUGUGGAUGGGUUUGGGGAAACCUGGAUCUGGGAAAAAUGAAGCUGGAAACCCCAGUAAGGAGAGCCAGCCUGGACCAUCAGCACCACAGCAGAAAGGAACUGGGACAGACGCCUUCGACUGGUCUAAAAUUCAAAGGACUGAACUCAGAGAGCGACACCUACUUAAAGAAGACAUUCCUGAACAUCAAAGACAAAAACAUCUGCAAGAAACCAGGAGGGACUACCAGGAGCAGGUGGAGGAGAUCAGGAGGGUUUAUGGAGCACAGACAGAUCAGAUCAUGAUCGUCCUCCCAGAUCUAGAACAGGUCAUUUGGGUUCCAAAGCCCAAAAUACAGAAAAUGCUGAGCAGAAAAGACGCAAAGAUAAAUGAGGAGCAAACUGCAGAGACGGAUUCAAGUUCUGAGAACCAGCCAGUGCAGGACGCUGGAAAGUCAGAUGGUCAGAGCACUGGACAGUCAGAUGGUCAGAGCACUGGACAGUCAGAUGGUCAGAAAAAGGUGCAGUCAGAUGGUCAGAGCACUGCAUAGUCAGAUGGUCAGAGCACUGGACAGUCAGAUGGUCAGAAACAGGUGCAGUCAGAUGGUCAGAGCACUGCACAGUCAGAUGGUAAGAGCACUGGACAGUCAGAUGGUCAGAAAAGGGUGCAGUCAGAUGGUCAGAGCACUGGACAGUCAGAUGGUCAGAAAAAGGUGCAGUCAGAUGGUCAGAGCACUGCACAGUCAGAUGGUCAGAGCACUGGACAGUCAGAUGGUCACAAUAUGCAAUCAGAUGGUGAGAGCACUGGACAGUCAGAUGGUCAGAGCACUGGACAGUCAGAUGGUCAGAGCACUGGACAGUCAGAUGGUCAGAAAAAGGUGCAGUCAGAUGGUCAGAGCACUGCACAGUCAGAUGGUCAGAGCACUGGACAGUCAGAUGGUCA
Molecule: messenger RNA, 2558 nt
Organism: Pygocentrus nattereri (red-bellied piranha)
Lineage: Eukaryota; Metazoa; Chordata; Actinopteri; Characiformes; Serrasalmidae
Exons: 8
Coding region: 925-2166 (413 amino acids)
Source: RefSeq, a predicted model, not a curated record